Nannospalax galili (Upper Galilee mountains blind mole rat) is the source of this 1743-nucleotide messenger RNA. It is a transcript of the gene Trim69, whose product is annotated as tripartite motif containing 69. NCBI's taxonomy places the organism in Eukaryota, Metazoa, Chordata, Mammalia, Rodentia, Spalacidae. The transcript is spliced from 7 exons. Gene Ontology annotation, molecular function: protein binding. Bases 183 to 1682 code for a protein of 499 amino acids. The record is from RefSeq and is a predicted model, not a curated record.
ACCUGGCUGUGACCUUGCCUCUUUUCUCCAGCUCCUGAACUUUUCCUCCUCUGCUCAUGGGCUCUGAGCUCAUCCUUAGUAAACUAACCUGCCCAGGACUCCUGGUCUGCAGUCACCCUGGGUCCACUGAGCUGAUCCAAGUGGCUUGUCUCUGCCCCCUGGUAGUCUGAUGAUCAAGCAUCAUGGAGGUAUCUUCCAGGCCCUCCUCCAACUUCGAUCCAGGCAACUAUGUUGAAGUCAGUGAUUCAACCAUCUACAUACCCUCAGAAGUGGUGAUACAAGAUAUUACUACAGAACUACACUGCCCGCUGUGUAAUGACUGGUUCCAUGAUCCGCUGAUGCUGAGCUGUGGCCACAACUUCUGCCAAGUCUGUAUCCAAAACUACUGGAAGUUGCACACAAAGGAAACGUUCUGUCCUGAGUGUAAGAUGCUAUGCCAAUAUAGCAACUGUACAUUCAACCUUGUGCUGGAGAAGAUGGUAGAGAAGAUUAAGAAGUUACCUCUGCUCAAGGGCCAUCCACAGUGCCCAGAGCAUGGCGACAACCUGAAACUGUUCAGUAAGCCAGAUGGGAAAUUGAUCUGCUUUCAAUGCAAAGAUGCACGGUUGUCUAUGGGGCAGUCUGAAGAGUUCCUGCAAAUUGCUGAUGCUGUCCAUUUCUUUACGGAGGAGCUUGCCAUCUAUCAGAGCCAACUUCAGACAACCCUGAAGGAACUGCAGUCUCUGAGAAAUAUGCAAAAAGAUGCUAUUGCUGCUUACAAGGAAAACAAGCUACAACUGCAACAACACCUUUCCUUGGAGUUUCUAAAGCUGCACCAGUUCCUGCACAACAAAGAAAAGGACAUUCUAAAUGACCUCCAGGAAGAGGGGAAACUCUUGCAUGAGGAGAUGGAGCUGAAUAUGAACCAGCUUCAGGAGCAGUGUCUUCUUGCCAAAGACAUGCUGGUGAACAUUCAGACACGGAUGGAACAGCAGGACUCCUUUGACUUCCUCAAAGACAUCAGGAAGCUCAUAGACAGCAUGGAGCAAGGAAUGAGGGUGCUCGGACCCAGAAAGCUUGUCUCCAGAAAGCUGAACCCAGGCCACUUCAAAGGUCCCAUCCAGUACAUGAUGUGGAGGGAAAUGCAGUCCACUCUCAAUCCAGGCCUAUCUCCAUUAACUCUGGAUCCUAAAACAGCUCAUCCAAAUCUGGUGCUAUCCAAAAACUGGACCAGUGUGUGUCAUGGUGAUAUUAAGCAGGUAAUGCCUGAUGAUCCAGAGAGGUUUGACUCAAGUGUGGCUGUACUGGGCUCAGAAGGCUUCACAACUGGAAAGUGGUACUGGGAAGUAGAAGUAGCAAAGAAGACAAAAUGGACAGUUGGAGUCGUCAGAGAGUCCAUCAUUCGGAAGGGGAGCUGCCCUCUGACUCCUGAGCAAGGAUUCUGGCUUUUAAGACUAAGGAACCAAACUGAUCUAAAGGCUCUAGAUUUGCCUUCUUGUUGUGUGAAACUGGUUGAUCUCAACAGGGUGGGCAUAUACCUGGAUUAUGAGGGAGGGCAGGUAUCCUUCUACAAUGCUCAAACCAUGGCCCAUCUUUACACCUUCAAUAGCAUUUUCAUGGAGAAACUUUAUCCCUACUUCUGUCCCUGCCUCAAUGAUGGUGGAGAGAAUAAAGAACCAUUGCACAUCAUACAUCCACAGUAAUUUUGUCAUACUAUUGUAUAAAUUCAGAGUCUAUUAAAGUACUGAAAUAGUUUACAAAUUU